This is a messenger RNA of Coffea eugenioides, 2671 nucleotides long. RefSeq names its product ARM REPEAT PROTEIN INTERACTING WITH ABF2. The coding region runs from base 185 to 2320 and encodes 711 amino acids. Gene Ontology annotation, molecular function: protein binding. The record is from RefSeq and is a predicted model, not a curated record. The transcript is spliced from 19 exons. Lineage: Eukaryota; Viridiplantae; Streptophyta; Magnoliopsida; Gentianales; Rubiaceae.
UGUCCGCCCGAUAUAGAGGUUGCGAAACGGAAGAACAUUUUACUCCCACUUCACACUAAACUCAAAUUUAUUUCCCAAAUUGCCCUCCCACACAGAACACCCACUCCUCUGUCUCGUUUCACGCACCUUUUCACAUCGUGUUCUCUCUCAUCAUCUUCUUCGUUUCUCUCUCCUCACACUCUCGAUGGAGAACCAGAGCCAAAGACGCCAUGAACAAUUACCAUCAAGUUCAGCAGCGAGGAGAAGCUUGAAGAGAAAGCUUGACGAGGAUUUCGAGGACGAUCGUAAGAUCGAAGCUCUCUCCCCUCCCGACGCUCACCAAGAUCUCGUCCGUGAGGUUCGCACUCAAGUGCAGAUUCUGGACUCUACUUUCUCUUCGAUCGAGGCAGAUCGAGCCUCCUCGAAGCGCGCCAUUCAGAUUCUCUCUGAACUCGCCAAGAACGAGGAGAUUGUUAACGUGAUUGUGGAUUGUGGAGCGGUUCCGGCGUUGGUGCGGCAUCUCCAGGCGCCGCCGCCAGUGAGAGAGGGAGACAGUGCACCGAGACCUUACGAGCAUGAAGUCGAGAAAGGAAGUGCAUUCACUCUCGGUCUUCUUGCUAUUAAACCAGAGCAUCAACAACUCAUUGUAGAUGCUGGAGCCCUGCCUCAUCUUGUGGACCUUUUAAAGAGACACAGAAGUGGUCAAAACUCUAGGGCAGUCAAUGGUGUUAUUCGGAGGGCAGCAGAUGCAAUCACUAAUUUGGCUCAUGAGAAUAGCAGUAUUAAAACUCGUGUUAGGAUUGAGGGUGGUAUCCCCCCUCUUGUUGAAUUGCUCGAGUUCAUUGACACAAAGGUGCAGAGAGCAGCUGCUGGAGCUCUGCGAACACUUGCAUUUAAGAAUGAUGAGAACAAGAAUCAGAUUGUGGAAUGCAAUGCUCUGCCCACACUUAUUUUAAUGCUUCGUUCUGAGGAUGCCGCGAUCCAUUAUGAAGCGGUUGGUGUUAUUGGGAAUUUGGUUCAUUCAUCACCUAACAUAAAGAAAGAAGUUCUUCUUGCUGGAGCUUUGCAACCUGUUAUUGGAUUACUUAGUUCCUGCUGUUCAGAGAGCCAAAGAGAAGCUGCUUUGCUACUUGGGCAAUUUGCUGCAACAGAUUCAGAUUGUAAGGUUCACAUUGUUCAGAGAGGUGCUGUGAGGCCAUUGAUCGACAUGCUGCAAUCUCCAGAUCCUCAGUUACGGGAAAUGUCAGCCUUUGCUCUGGGGAGGUUGGCACAGGAUAUGCACAACCAGGCUGGAAUUGCUCAUAGUGGUGGCAUAAUGCCAUUACUGAAGCUUCUUGAUUCAAAAAAUGGAUCUCUGCAACAUAAUGCUGCAUUUGCACUUUAUGGACUUGCAGAUAAUGAGGACAAUGUUGCAGAUCUUAUUAGGGUUGGAGGUGUUCAGAAACUUCAAGAUGGAGAAUUCAUUGUGCAACCAACUAGAGAUUGUGUAGCAAAAACGUUGAAGAGAUUAGAGGAGAAGAUCCAUGGGCGAGUAUUGAGCCAUUUGUUGUAUUUGAUGCGUGUUGGAGAGAAGGUUGUACAACGACGCAUUGCUUUGGCCCUUGCCCAUCUUUGUUCUCCAGAUGAUCAGAGAACAAUUUUUAUUGAUAACAGUGGUCUUGAGCUGCUUUUGGAGCUUCUUGAAUCGACGAACUUCAAACACCAACGUGAUGCCUCUGUUGCUCUGUACAAAUUGGCUAGCAAAGCUAGCACACUUUCUCCUGUUGAUGCUGCUCCUCCAUCACCGAUACCCCAGGUGUAUUUGGGAGAGCAGUAUGUAAAUAAUUCUACGUUGUCUGAUGUCACAUUCUUAAUUGAAGGGAAACGGUUUUAUGCUCAUAGAAUUUGCUUGCUUGCUUCUUCUGAUGCUUUCAGAGCGAUGUUUGAUGGCGGUUACCGGGAGAGAGAUGCCAAAGAUAUAGAGAUUCCUAAUAUUAGAUGGGAUGUUUUUGAGUUGAUGAUGAGGUACAUAUACACUGGAUCAGUCAAUGUCAAUUUGGAUGUGGCACAGGAUCUUCUGAGAGCUGCUGAUCAGUAUCUUCUGGAGGGCCUCAAACGAUUAUGUGAAUAUUCAAUUGCUCAAGAUAUCUCGGUGGAAAACGUUUCUUUGAUGUUUGAGCUAUCAGAGGCAUUCAAUGCUAUGUCAUUACAGCAUGCUUGUAUACUGUUUAUCCUCGAGAACUUUGACAAAUUAAGUCUCAUGCCAUGGUAUUCGCAUCUGAUCCAACGCAUUUUACCAGAGACACGGCAGUACUUCUUAAAGGCGCUUAUCCGGCCUACCCAAGCUGAAUUACGGAGAUAGAUAUUGGGCCAGUUUUGUUCUUUGACUUAGUUGUGUUGACAGAGAAAAAGAAUGUACAGAUGGAAUAGGUGAAAAGCAACCAUUGAUUCUCUUGAUCUGGAUGCAUCGGCAUUUCAUGGUUGAAUGCAAUCUCCAGAAUUUGACUGAUUCAUUAUCACUGCACAAUUGGCAGUUGUGAAGUCUCUCAGAUAGAAGUGCACAGCUGAGGGAAGCAGAGGAGCCUUCAAACAGAACUGUAUUUGGUUAAUGUGAAGAAUGUACCUCGCACAAGCUGAAUAGCCAAAUGCAUUUUGUACCUGAAAAAAAGCUAUAUAUAUAUAUAUUAAAAAAAAAAGCAGAAUGGUUUGGUAA